UGCUAACCGCGGGGCCCGCCAACCCGCCGGCCCGGCCAGCCCAGCCCAGCCCGGCGGCCCGCAGCCCCGCCGUCCGCCGCCCCCCGCCGCCGCCGCGUUGCCAAAACAAACGGGCCGGCCUAUUUAUUGGCGGCGGGCGAGCCGGGCAGCUCAGAGUCGAGGCGCCGAGGGGGACAGCGCGCCGCCACCAGCCAGGGCCCCGGGCCCCCGCCCCGCACCUGAGUCCCGCCGGCCCUGCGCCACGCCGCGCAGCCCAUGGCGCCCCCACCUGGAGCCCCCCGAAGCCACCCCGACGCCUGAGCCCCCUCAGGGCCCGGGUCCACUAGCCCACCCAUCAGCCCACCAAGCGCCCUCGCCCGCCGCUCUCCCGGGCUCCCGGCCAUGUCUCCCGCCCGGCUCCGGCCCCGACUGCGGUUCUGCCUGCUGCUGCUGCUGCUGCUGCUGCUGGUGCCGGCGGCGCGGGGCUGCGGGCCGGGCCGGGUGGUGGGCAGCCGCAGGCGGCCGCCGCGCAAGCUGGUGCCGCUCGCCUAUAAGCAAUUCAGCCCCAACGUGCCCGAGAAGACCCUGGGCGCCAGCGGGCGCUAUGAAGGCAAGAUCGCGCGCAGCUCGGAGCGCUUCAAGGAGCUCACCCCCAAUUACAAUCCCGACAUCAUCUUCAAGGACGAGGAGAACACGGGCGCCGACCGCCUCAUGACCCAGCGUUGCAAGGACCGCCUGAACUCCCUGGCCAUCUCGGUGAUGAACCAGUGGCCCGGCGUGAAGCUGCGGGUGACCGAGGGCUGGGACGAAGACGGGCACCAUUCGGAGGAGUCGCUGCACUACGAAGGCCGCGCAGUGGACAUCACCACGUCGGACCGCGACCGCAAUAAGUACGGACUGCUGGCGCGGUUGGCAGUGGAGGCCGGCUUCGACUGGGUGUAUUAUGAGUCCAAGGCCCACGUGCAUUGCUCCGUCAAGUCCGAGCACUCGGCUGCAGCCAAGACAGGUGGCUGCUUCCCUGCUGGAGCCCAGGUGCGCCUGGAGAGUGGGGCACGUGUAGCUUUGUCAGCCGUGAGGCCAGGAGACCGGGUGCUGGCCAUGGGGGAGGAUGGGAACCCCACCUUCAGUGAUGUGCUCAUUUUCCUGGAUCGUGAGCCAGAUAAGCUGAGGGCCUUCCAGGUCAUCGAGACCCAGGACCCCCCGAGACGCCUGGCACUCACACCUGCCCAUCUGCUCUUCACUGCCAACAAUCACACAGAACCAGCGGCUCACUUCCGGGCCACAUUUGCCAGUCAAGUGCAGCCUGGCCAGUAUGUGUUGGUGGCUGGGGUGCCAGGCCUGCAGCCUGCCCGAGUGGCAGCUGUCUCCACACAUAUUGCCCUUGGGGCCUAUGCCCCACUAACGAGGCACGGGACGCUGGUGGUAGAGGAUGUGGUGGCCUCCUGCUUCGCGGCCGUGGCUGACCACCGCCUGGCUCACUUGGCCUUCUGGCCCUUUCGACUGUUUCACAGCUUGACGUGGGGCAGCUGGACCCCGGGGGAGGGUGUGCACUGGUACCCCCAGCUGCUCUACCGCCUGGGACAGCUCUUGUUGGAAGAGAGCAGCUUUCACUCACUGGGCAUGGCUGGGCCAGGGAGCUGAAAAGAUUCCUCCACUGUCCUCCCGGAACUGCCCAACUGGAUCCAAAGACCUCCCUACCUGGAGGGCAUUGGCCCUGGAAGAGACCCGAGCAGGGGGUAAUGGAUCCCACCAUUGCCGCACCCUACAGAGAUAUACCAUUGAGACUUGACUGGGCAAUGCCAAAGUCCUCCACCACCAUCUUGGUGUAGUGACAGAGCUGCAAGCUGAGCUGGCAAAAGGGUGGUCUGUCCUUCUAACUAUAGACCUCUAGACUGGCACAGUGGCUCCCAACCCAGCCAGCUCUCACUACGAUUUUUCAUACCUGCCUCCCCCAAUGGGGAGAGCCCAUUCUAUCUGUCUUAGGCCCCCCUUUGGUGGGCUUGCACCUCAGUUGAUGCUGCUAGAUUCCCUGGGAGCCAGCAGGGAGCUGGCUGGACUCAAUGCUGCCUGGAACUGAGAAGGCUGCAGGGUGGGGCAGCCAUCCUGGCCAUCCUGAGACAUGUCCUUCCUCCCUGGCCACACUCCUUGGGACACAUCCAGAGACUGUUGCUGUCAGUGGGCAGAGUUCUGUGUUCCAGCCAAUGUGACCGUAGAGCCCGGGACAGGGGAGUGGGCUGGAUGUCCUUCCCAUCCCUGUCAGGCUAAGUUCCCUCUUCUGCUGAACCCCCGCCCCCUCCUCUGGUCAGUCUUCCCCACCUUAUUUAUUGGCGCCAAGGGGGAAGCCCAUGGGAGAUUUGAGGGAUGUUUUGGUGUUUUCUUCCUUUUGUAAUAAAAAUUAUUUAAG
Messenger RNA from Myotis myotis, 2383 nucleotides. RefSeq names its product Indian hedgehog signaling molecule (gene IHH). The coding region runs from base 382 to 1620 and encodes 412 amino acids. The transcript is spliced from 3 exons. Gene Ontology annotation, molecular function: calcium ion binding; patched binding. NCBI's taxonomy places the organism in Eukaryota, Metazoa, Chordata, Mammalia, Chiroptera, Vespertilionidae. The record is from RefSeq and is a predicted model, not a curated record. Gene Ontology annotation, biological process: cell-cell signaling; multicellular organism development; intein-mediated protein splicing.